UGGGCUUAAUUAAAUGUAUAACAGUUGUUGACAAUGAAAAUUAAUGCAUACCAACAUGAAAGUUGCCAUUCCAGGUCAUCAUCAACUGCUCCCACAAGAGAUAAUGUUAGAGCCCUUUUCAUUUUACCAAAUCCACUUCGAAGUUCAUUGUUUGAUUAGACUUUUAUGAUUAUUGACAUCUUGAUCAAAGAUUUGACUGACCUGCAAUCUGGUGUAGUUGUGAAAGGGAGAAAGAGAAUGGUUUGGAGGAAGGAAUACCUGGAUGUAGCCUUAGUCCCAAGUGGGUUGCUAAUCAUGCUUUGUUAUCAUCUCUACCUUCUCUACAGAUGCCUAAAAUUUCCUGAGAAGACGGCCAUUGGCUAUGAGAAUCACUGCAGAAAAGCUUGGGUUGAAAAAACGGUGCAGCUUGAGGCUAAGGAUAGAGGUUUUGCACUAGGAGUAAUCAAUGGUACAAUUUCAGCAUCAACUUUCCUGGCUUCAAUAUCUCUAGCUCUGAGCUCUCUGAUUGGGGCAUGGAUGGGUAGCUCUUCUCAUAACAUCUUCACAAGUAUUUUUAUCUAUGGCGAUACAAGUUCAUCCAUCGUCUCUAUUAAAUAUAUCAGCCUUCUUAUUUGCUUCCUGUUGGCUUUUGGUUCUUUUCUUCAAUGUGUAAGAUGUUUUGUCCAUGCAAAUUUCCUUAUCAGCAUGCCAAACACAGAUAUUCCUUUGAAGUAUGCGCAGAAGGCGGUGAUAAGAGGAAGUGUUUACUGGUCAGUUGGAUUGCGAGCAAUCUACUUUGCCACUACUUUGCUAAUGUGGAUUUUUGGUCCAAUACCAAUGUUUGCAGCUUCAGUAACUAUGGUGAUUGUUCUGCACAUUCUUGACUCAAAUUCGAAUCCGUUGCAUCUAUUUGAACCUGCCAAGACUCCUAACCUGUUCAAGAGGAUUGGUGAGGAAGUGAAUGCAGUUGCAAGGGUUCUUGAACUCCAAGAGAGAGCGCAAGGUAAUGGAAGCAAAACUCCAGAUGAUCAGCAAUGAUAAUCACCUUCAAGAAUAUUCAAGGAUACAAAAAGUUAGAAUUUUAACAUCUCCAUGAAUUCAAAAAGCAAGAAAGCUAGACAUUAGAAAAUAGCUCAUUCCCAGAAGUGAAUUAAAAUCCAGAUGCACUCACCAAUUUUUGG
Molecule: messenger RNA, 1160 nt
Organism: Pistacia vera
Lineage: Eukaryota; Viridiplantae; Streptophyta; Magnoliopsida; Sapindales; Anacardiaceae
Exons: 2
Coding region: 166-1017 (283 amino acids)
Source: RefSeq, a predicted model, not a curated record